Molecule: messenger RNA, 5917 nt
Organism: Manis pentadactyla (Chinese pangolin)
Lineage: Eukaryota; Metazoa; Chordata; Mammalia; Pholidota; Manidae
Gene: DNM3
Product: dynamin 3
Exons: 21
Coding region: 183-2792 (869 amino acids)
Cellular component (GO): membrane; microtubule; cytoplasm
Molecular function (GO): GTP binding; microtubule binding; GTPase activity
Source: RefSeq, a predicted model, not a curated record
CAGGCGUGCUGCGGGCCGUUAGCUGUCAGUGGAGCGGCGGCGGCGGGUUGCGGGUCCGGCGUCUGUGGGGGCCAGGCCGGCUAACUGACUGAACGCGCGCGGCCGCGGCGGCGGGAGGCAGCGCGGCCCCGGCUCCCCGCCAGGUCAGCAGGGACCCGCGGGCGGCCCGCUUCGCAGGCAAGAUGGGGAACCGGGAGAUGGAGGAGCUGAUUCCGCUGGUGAACCGGCUGCAGGACGCCUUCUCGGCGCUGGGACAGAGCUGCCUCCUGGAGCUGCCGCAGAUCGCCGUGGUGGGCGGCCAGAGCGCCGGCAAGAGCUCGGUGCUCGAGAACUUCGUGGGCAGGGACUUUCUCCCUCGAGGGUCCGGCAUUGUAACGAGAAGGCCUCUUGUGCUGCAGCUUGUUACUUCCAAAUCAGAAUAUGCUGAGUUUCUACAUUGCAAAGGAAAAAAAUACACUGAUUUUGAUGAAGUUCGCCAUGAAAUUGAAGCAGAAACAGAUCGAGUGACUGGAAUGAAUAAAGGCAUUUCCUCAAUCCCCAUUAAUUUACGAGUCUAUUCCCCACAUGUGUUAAAUCUAACCCUUAUUGAUUUACCUGGAAUUACUAAAGUGCCGGUGGGAGAUCAGCCACCAGAUAUUGAGUAUCAGAUCAGAGACAUGAUUAUGCAGUUCAUCACACGGGAGAACUGUCUGGUUUUGGCUGUCACCCCAGCCAACACAGAUCUUGCAAACUCAGAUGCGCUGAAGCUAGCUAAAGAAGUCGAUCCUCAAGGUCUAAGAACCAUUGGAGUCAUCACUAAACUGGAUCUUAUGGAUGAAGGAACAGAUGCCAGGGAUGUUUUAGAGAACAAGCUCCUGCCUCUUCGCAGGGGUUACGUGGGGGUGGUAAACAGAAGCCAGAAGGACAUAGAUGGGAAGAAGGACAUUAAAGCUGCCAUGCUGGCGGAAAGGAAAUUCUUUCUCUCACACCCGGCUUACAGACAUAUUGCUGAUCGGAUGGGGACCCCACACCUGCAGAAGGUCCUUAAUCAGCAACUUACCAACCACAUUCGAGAUACUCUCCCAAACUUCAGGAACAAGCUACAGGGACAGUUGCUCUCCAUAGAACACGAAGUGGAAGCCUACAAAAACUUCAAGCCGGAAGACCCCACCAGGAAGACCAAAGCUUUGCUGCAAAUGGUUCAGCAAUUUGCCGUGGACUUUGAGAAAAGGAUCGAGGGGUCAGGGGAUCAGGUUGACACCCUGGAGCUCUCAGGGGGUGCUAAGAUCAACCGAAUUUUCCAUGAACGUUUCCCUUUUGAGAUAGUAAAGAUGGAGUUCAAUGAGAAAGAACUGCGGAGAGAAAUAAGCUAUGCAAUCAAAAACAUACAUGGUAUCAGGACUGGGUUGUUUACUCCAGACAUGGCAUUUGAAGCAAUAGUCAAAAAACAAAUUGUAAAGCUGAAGGGCCCUUCUUUGAAGAGUGUAGAUCUGGUAAUGCAGGAGUUAAUCAACACUGUCAAGAAGUGUACCAAAAAACUGGCCAACUUCCCCAGACUCUGUGAGGAAACAGAGAGGAUUGUUGCUAACCACAUUCGCGAGCGAGAGGGGAAGACAAAGGACCAGGUACUUCUAUUGAUAGACAUCCAAGUUUCCUACAUCAACACCAACCACGAAGAUUUCAUUGGCUUUGCAAAUGCUCAACAGAGGAGCAGUCAGGUUCACAAGAAAAACACAAUUGGAAAUCAGGGAACCAAUCUUCCGCCUUCAAGGCAAAUUGUGAUUCGCAAGGGCUGGUUAACCAUCAGCAACAUUGGCAUCAUGAAAGGAGGCUCUAAGGGAUACUGGUUUGUCCUUACUGCUGAAAGCUUGUCCUGGUACAAAGAUGAUGAGGAAAAAGAAAAGAAGUAUAUGCUUCCUUUGGACAACCUGAAAGUUCGGGAUGUGGAAAAGAGCUUUAUGUCUAGCAAGCACAUUUUUGCACUCUUUAAUACAGAACAAAGGAAUGUGUACAAAGACUAUCGCUUCCUUGAGCUGGCAUGUGAUUCCCAGGAGGAUGUGGACAGCUGGAAAGCCUCUCUGUUAAGAGCUGGGGUUUAUCCUGAUAAAUCUUUAACUGAAAAUGAUGAGAAUGGCCAAGCAGAAAACUUUUCCAUGGACCCACAACUGGAGAGGCAAGUGGAGACCAUUCGCAACCUCGUGGACUCCUACAUGUCUAUUAUCAACAAAUGUAUCCGAGAUCUAAUUCCAAAAACGAUAAUGCACCUUAUGAUCAAUAAUGUGAAAGAUUUCAUAAAUUCAGAGCUCCUAGCACAGCUAUAUUCUUCAGAGGACCAAAACACUCUGAUGGAGGAAUCCGCUGAACAGGCCCAGCGCAGGGAUGAGAUGCUCCGAAUGUACCAAGCCCUUAAAGAAGCCCUCGUGAUCAUCGGCGACAUCAACACUGCCACCACGUUCACCCCCGCACCGCCUCCUGUGGACGACUCCUGGAUCCAGCACUCCCGCAGGUCACCCCCUCCGAGCCCCACCACACAGCGGAGGCCCACCCUGAGCACCAUGCCCCCGCGGCCCACGCCUGGCCGGGGACCUGCACCUGCUGCCCCCUCACCAGGACCCCAUGCAGGGGCGCCCCCGGUCCCCUUCCGGCCCGGCCCGCUGCCUCCGUUCCCCAGUGGCAGUGAUGCGUUUGGGGCGCCUCCGCAGGUCCCGUCCCGGCCAGCCAGGGCUCCGCCCAGCGUCCCCAGCCGGAGACCACCCCCAUCACCAACUCGUCCCACUAUAAUCCGUCCACUAGAAUCCUCCCUGUUAGACUAAACCAAGUGUCUGGCAUGGCAAUUAAUUACUAAUGAAUUAUGCAAAAGCAGCACAUUUGGUAACUGUCACAGUAAACCAGGAGUAGUCGCAUGUGUGUGGAUACCAGUAGGCAAGUAACCAGUUUGACUAAUGCAUUCAUCACUCAUCCUCAUUGCUGGUGAUAUGUCAAACCUUUGGGGCUUGACUCUUGAAAACUGCUGACCCUUCGAGGCAUUUUUUGUCGCCCUGAGCGAGGUAGGUUUGUGCAGUGGCCCUGUGCUUUGGGGACCACUUGCCCACCCUGGCAUAUAUUUGAAAUCGCUUUGGACAAGUUUUGCAGAUUACCUACCAGAUAGCCUAUUAAACAUAAUUCUUAAGAGAUAGUAGAUGGUGGACUUAUUUGCCUAAGCCAUGCACAUUCAUUUUCCCACGUUCUGUUCUAGCUGACAGAAAUUAUGUUGUCUAUUAUUAAUGUUUCCUCCUACUUCAUAAUUACUUAUUUAGAUCCUCUUUCCUUUCUGUUUAUUUCAUAAGACUGCUAGGAAGUGGUUUUUUUAAAUUAUGACUCCUUAAGAAUAAAACUUUUCCAAAAGCACAGUGUAAUUUGCAAAGGAAAAGUUAAUGUAUGGCUUGCUCUAGAGAGCUUCCCCCCAUGCCAAUAUGUUUUGCUUCAUGCUAGAAGCAUAUUCAACAGCGUAUUAAAGCUUGUGUUUUCAUAGUCAGUAGAUUUGGCUAGUUUCAGAGUUCAAGGAAGAAGCAAAAUAUCACAUCUCUAGAAGCAUCUGGAAAACUGUAAUUUCUUUAUUCACCUAUUAUUCACCUCCUCAUAGAUUACAGGGAAGGUGGAUAUGGAAUAUAUUUAAUUUUUCUUAUCAAUCUAAUUUUAGGCAUGGCUAACUACACUGUGACACUAACUGCAGUUUAUUUAUUUAUUUGGUUGGUUGGAACAAAGAUAUUUGUCUCUUUUUGUGCUAACUUGUAAUUCCCUUAUGUAAGAAUUUAUCCUGCCUUUAAAACAGGUUUACUGUAACUUUCUAUCCAUUCUGGGCUUUCUUAGUAAAUCUCCAGCCUUACUAUAGGACAACCAUAUUUAAAGAAUGGGACCUGGAGUGGAAAGAAAAAGCAUUUAAUAAGAGAUGCCAUGGUUUUUAAGAGCAGCACUCACGCUUUUACAGUCCGACAACUUCAGAGUCUCUAUCCAGGUCAUUCCAGAAAACAGUAUUAAGACAUUGAGAUCUAAAGCAAAUUGGCAAAUUCUAAAAUUUCUAAAAUUUACAAGCACAGUUUAGCCUGGGGGUUAAUAGUUCAGUCUUGAAGCUAAGUUUUAGACUAGGUAAGACCAGAUGAUUAGCAUGUCGGAAACAGCCAGGAGCCAACUGGAAUUUUGUCUGCAAACUGUUCCAGACAGCAGACCCAGUAUUUACCGAAUAGUGGUGUCCCACGACACUAUUUCAUAUUCUACAGAAGUAAAUCAGGUUUCACCGACUGAAAUGUCGCCCCUUGAAAGCAGCAAAUGUGAUUUGUAUGUUAACCGAACUUUAAUUUCCUGUGUAGUUUAUACACAAACAGACAUCCAUAAAGUAUGGAGUAAAAACUCUUAACCAUUCAUUAUAAAAAAGAGAAUUUGCCAAGCUGAAUGCCUAGCCCACUUAUAAUAGGCAAAAAUUAGAGAAUACAAGAUUUACAAAAAGGCAUUUCAACUUUUAAGUUAAAAGUGAUUGUAUAAAAAACACCACUCUAGAUCUUGUAUCUCAUUUCUCAUUGGAAAAAAAGAUUAACUCUUUGCGGAUGGAAUAGAUGUGCAAGUACAUACUGUAUAUUAAAUAGAGCACCACAGCUAAAUGGAAAUACGUUAAAUAAGUGUCCUCAGUAAAAUGAAUAAUCUACAGUGAGGCCUUUUCAGAAAAGUCCCUCUUUUUAGGAUUCCCUUUGCUUCUUCCUUUGAAUUCUCUAAAAUAGGCAGCUAACGGAUUAUGUACUUCAUGGUUUGGCUUUGUGCUAAAUGUGGUUUUGUGUUUUGCUGUAUUUCAAAAAUUUCUUUCUGUUAAAGGAAAAUAUUGUGGAUAACCACUGAUGUGUUCUUAGAUCAGCACAAACCAUGUCAAAGUAAAUUGGAGCUAUUUUUCCAAGUUUCUUUCCACUGAUCUUAUGCAGUCAUAAACAAUAGCAUUCGUCAUCUUUGGCUUUUGUUCUCAGAUUAUAACCCCACAGUUUCCCUGUCCCACUCAUCUCUCUUUAUGGGUAAAUUUUUGUUCUGUUUUCCUUCUAAGUUCUGUCCAGUAGCCCCCCAGUCUCCCCUGGAAUUUCAGCAAUCAUGUUGGAGUAUUUUCAGUUUGCUGCAGUACUGUGUCCUAUGAUUAAUAUUAAUCCCGUUUCCCAAAGGGUUUGCAUCCUUCUUAAAGGAGAUGUCACUGUGAACGAACUUAGAAGCUCUAGGACUCCAUAGCUUCAAUGGCAUCGUUUGUAUCAGGCCUUAAGAUGGGAAUGUAGCUGAAUGAGCGUUCUAAGUGUUUCCCACACCACUUCUAAUCUUUUGUGUAACUUCCUCUGAACUGAUUGCUCUGAUGUUGUCUACACAAUAGAUGUCUAGUAUAGUAAAAUAAAAUACAUGGUGUUUUUAAGAUUUGGAAAAAUUAAGUGUAUAUGUUUAUUUGAUAGGUAAAUCUAUUUUAUUGUCACAUGCUAAAUCUUGCAUGCUUGUUGACUAAUUGGAAUAACCAUUUACUCAGUUGUGAACAGAUUAUUGAAAUAGUAUUGAUUUAGAACAGAUAUACUGCAUUUUCAGAAGGCAUCCACCAUGGCUGUUCUUCUGAAUAUUGAUUUUAGCUAUGUUUUAUAACAAAGAAGAGCAGUAGAAUCUCUUAAUUAGCAAAUUGCCUACUUGUUCAGAUACAAACUCAUUCUAUUCCAAAACAUUAUAAUAAAACCAGUUCCUGUGAUAUAACUAUAAGCCUUCUGAACUUAGAAUUAAAAGGUAGUCAUGUAGAUUAAUUUUAUGGCUCUUUUAGUAUAGACUUUAGCCAUAAUUCACAAAUAUGAAAUGGGACCUAAUACCAGUAUGUGAUAAAUGUUGAUGUUUUCUGUGUACAAACACAUUUUCUAUGCACGUGUCUCUAUGUGUAUAGUAUAUAUAUAUAUAUAUAUAU